CAGUGUGAGUCAGCUGACAGCCAGCGGGUGUAUCGUCUCAACUGAGGAGACUCCAAAAAACGACAAUUAAAAACUCAGAUUGUCCUCACGAUCCGGAUCGUCUCCGCUUGCCGGGCACCCUGACAGCGUGGUACCCGGACACGUCGCUACGUCUGCCGCAGGAUGAGUCUGGCCAGCUCCGGGCAGAAGCCCAUCGCGGAGAUCGUCCACCCGCUGUCCGCCGAGGAGCCGUUCUGCCCGGUGCCAGAUGGUACCGUGAGCACCGGGGGAGACAAGGAAGCCGGGUUGACCAAUGGCACGCCUGUGGAGGCAUCAAGCCCCGCCUCCACAUCCUCACUGUUCAACCGGCUGCAGCUGGAUGAUGACCUGGAAGCAGACUCCCAGGACCCUUUCUCCUCCACAGAAACCCAAGACCUUUUCGUCACAGUGGAUGACCCAAAGAAGCAUGUGUCCACCAUGGAGACCUACAUCACCUACAGAGUGUCCACCAAGACGACACGGACAGAGUUCGACUUGCCGGAUUACUGCGUGCGGCGGCGUUACCAGGACUUUGAUUGGCUGAGGAUAAAGCUGGAGGACAGUCAGCCGACCCACCUCAUCCCUCCGUUACCAGAGAAAUUUGUGAUGAAAGGCAUGGUCGAUCGCUUCUCAGAGGAGUUUGUGGAGACCAGGAUGAAAGCUUUGGAUAAGUUCCUGAAGAGAGUCGCCGACCAUCCUGUCCUUUCCUUCAACCCACAUCUCAACACAUUCCUCUCAGCUAAGGACCUGAACAAGCGUCAGGGUUUGACUCUGCUCUCCAAGGUUGGCGAGUCGGUGAAGCAGGUCACUGGAGGCUACAAGCUGCGGGCGCGGCCGGUCGAGUUCGGCGCCAUGGGCGAGUACCUGGACACCUUCAGCCAAAAACUGGGAACCAUCGACCGCAUCACUCAGAGGAUCCUCAAAGAGCAGUCAGAGUACCUGACGGAGCUCCGUGAGUACAGCACCGUGUACUCCAGCUGGGCAGGGCUGGAGGACGAGCUGCAGCGCCCCCUGGAGGGCAUGGCAGGCUGCAUGGUGACGUGUUGCAGCGGACUGGAGGACCUGAGCGAGAACAUGAGCCAGGACUUCCUGCCAGUACUCAGAGAGUACAUCCUGUACAUCGAGUCCAUGAAGAAUGUUCUGAAGAAGAGGGAUCAGAGCCAAGCGGAGUACGAGGGCCGGCUGGAAGCGGCCGUACUGCGUAAACAAGAGGACAGAACACCUCAGAUCCCCGUGGAGGUGGAGAAGUGUCAGGACAGAGUGGAGUGUUUCAACGCGGACCUGAAGGCUGACUGGGAGCGCUGGCAGAGCAACAAGAAACAAGACUUCAAACAGCUGCUCACCGCCGCGGCCGACAGAAACGUCAACUACUACGAAAAGUGCCAAGCAGCGUGGGAGUCGCUCAUCACCGUCCUGCAGGACAAACAGACUGAGGACAAAACCAGUGAGAUGAACUGAAACACCUCCACGUCUCAUUAAACCAAUGCCAAGGACCAAGCGGCCAGCAGGGGUCACUGCUGGAAGACUUUGCCUCAUUCUGACGUCUGAUUGAAAGGUAAACAAACACCCGGCACACCUGGAGACGUCACAGGAGACGCCGCGUACAAUGUACAGAUUUUUUUCAUCUUCUUAUAGACUUUUUUCUAUUUCAUAUUUCCCAGCUAACAAACGGUUGCCAACGCUUCAUGUUUAUUUAACUGCAGUUUCUGAAAGCUGUCCUGAGUGUGUUGACUUUCACAUGCCAAGAAAAAAAUACAAGUAUUCUGAUGUUUCUAGAGGAUUGUUUUUCAUCUCAUAAAACACUUAUGGUACAAAAAUCUCCUACGAAAAACAGAAUUACAAACCUGUUCUGACUUCACCAGUUUAUUGUUUUAAAUCUGCGUGAGUCAAAACCACACUUGUUGAAGAAAAGGACCAUACAGGUGCUUCGUACCUCAGUACUGCCAACGUUUUGAUGUGUCAAACUCAAGGCCAACGCGCGAAGUCAGGGCGUGGAGUAAUACAUCAAGCGAAUGAACACAGGCCGGAUCCCCAAGGAUCUACUAAAAGGCGAGCUAGCGAAAGGUGUACGGCCACGUCUGCGAUACAGAGAUGUCUAAUACAAUGGUUGAAUAUUUUGCCAUGUCAGUGCAAUAUUUUAUGGCCUAAAAUCUCACACGAUUAACCACUCAGAUUUGCGGGACAAAUUUAAUUGGAUUAGAAUUGUUCUUUUUUUCCCAUACUGUUUAUUUUUGAAAGCUGUCAUUGAUCUAUAUUGUAAGAUGUUAUGAAUAUUGUUUGCCUCAUGUAUGUAAAAUAACAAAAAUGUAAUAUUAUCAAGACUGCAUGAGUUUUUGAGUGAUUCUGGUUACAAACAAACACACUUGAAAACAUGAUCUCUGUGCUCCACAUAAUAGAAUGCAAACAUGAACUAUGUCCCAUGAACUCAAUAUGGCUCUGAGCGUGAGCUGGACGCUCUGUCCUUCCAGAGCAUUUUUAACUUUGGAGACUAUUUAUCUGCACACGUCUAUUUCAAUUAACUGACAUUAAAUAUAAAUUUUCGAAUUGUUGAGACAGAAAUGUAGACUGACCUCAGACCUUUCAAGUCUUCGUCAAGGUGAAUUCUUAUUAGAAUCAGACCCAUUAUGACAUCAUAAAGGCCAGGAUUCAAAGCUAUCCCAGAUGUAUACAUGUUGAGCUCUGUCAUGUGUGAUGUGUAGGUAAUGCUUUAUAUGAUAUAGAUCAGUGCAGCAGCACCACCUGGUGGCCAGGCCACAUGCACUGUUCAUCUACUUUGUUGCAAAAAAUGUUGCGUAACUUUAUUAUUAUAACCAUUCAUACCUGCAGUCAGUUUUUCUGUCUCCUGUAGGAGCUUUAAGUCAGUUUGUGAUGCCACCAAAGUGGAGUAAAGUGUUGAGUAGAGCUGAAAAGAUUCAUAAAUGAUUAUUGUUUUUAUUUUGACACCAGUAUAACUGUCAGCUGUUUUGAUUGAUUAGUCAUUUAAGCAUUUACCACAAAAGAAAAUUCUAAAUUUUGAUUUAAUCCAGUUUCAUCCGUGUGAAGUUUUGCUCCUUUUUUGAUUCACUGAAGAUGGUGACUUAUUUUUAUUAAUUUUUUUUUAACCCAGUCUUGUCUGCUAUGGUAGCGCCUCGAAGCCACUUGAAACAUGCUCUAAACUGGUUUAAGUUACAUAAAAGUUUGAAACGGCUCUAAACCAAAACCAGGAAGUCUUGAAGUGGUUUUAAUUUGGGUAACGUGGGUGUAAUCAGGUUUUUAAAGCCCAGUAAAACGAUGCUGAUGUGCUUCUUAGUCAAAUAAAAUAGGUUUCAAACUGCUGGAUGAAGUGGUUUAAAUACCUCUAAUCCAGAUUGUUAAAACUGGUUUAACCAUAUUCUACAAACUGGCUUUAACUGACUGGUUCUUCAAUGGCACAUCCUGGCGGUGCGUCAGUAUCGUGCAGUAUACAGGUGAACCCCUUUAACUCGUGCAAGUUGGGGUCCACAAAAUCAGACCGUGAGUUAUCUGAAACUGCGAGUUAAUAAGGUUAACCACUAAAACUUAGCAUCAAUUAUAUACAGUAGUCUAAAUUUUCAGGGUCCACAAAUUGACCAUGAGUAAAGUUGAAAUGCGAGUUAUGCAUAUGCGAGUUAAUGGGGUUCACUAAUUUCUAUUCAGUCUAGGAGUGAAUUGAAAAAUGUUGACGGUUGAAAGGCGACUUCAGUGAAAACAAGUGGAACUACGUCAUUGUCGCAUUGUCAUUUGAGCUGGAGCUCUGAGCCGCCUCCUCAGCACUGACUCAUGGAAAAAACCCACUGAUUGAACAAAGACUUUCUGCAAUGUGUCAAACCAGCUGCUUUUUUGCUUAACUCUGGUUUCCUCUUUUUUUCUUCCUCUCUCAAUAAACUCUUGUAGGCUUGUUUUUAAGGAAACACCACUCUGAUAUCGUCACAGUUUACUUUUAAAGCAUGAAGUUGUCAGACUUUAUCCUAAUUAUGUCUCAGAGGACACUUACUGCACCAGUGACACAAAUUUUGUCUUAACGUCAAUGUGAAGGUGUUAAUUCCAAAAUCAUACCUCUGUGAUUGGAGAACAAACUUAUUGUGAAAUUAGGAGAUUUCAAAAAUCUCCCCACUUCUUGGUCUCAGAUCUGCUUAUGUUUCACAUAUUUUGUAGAUUAUGGGCCCAAUAUGAAAACUCCAAAAUAUUAGCUUCAUAAGCCAAAGAGGUUUCCCUUCAGAGGGGUUUCAAAAAAGGGGGCAUGGGACUAUUUUUGGAGCAGAUCCCUAUUUUCUAUCAAAAACUAGAAUCAAUAGCAAACCAAAUUAAUAAACCAAAGUUAAUUAGCCAUACGUAUUUGAAUCGUCAUCUUCCACCUUGUUUAGAUGUUAAGUUUAACUGAUGAUUGGCUACGCCUCUCAUUAACAUGUUCAAUUAUUUACCCGAUUAAAUGACAGCCACAUAAAAUAUUUUAAAGGUAGUUGAUUUAAUUUAAAUAAGCUUUAUUUGUUCUUUUCGUUUGUUCAGUGAGAGGCGGCAGCGCCACAGUGCACAGUUAGCAACCAUCAUUUGUUUGUUUGUUUUGUUUACAGAUAUGAUCACAUACCCUGUAGAACACAAGAGGGUUUUUUCUUUUGUACAAAAAGAAAAAAAGGUAAUUUUUGUAAUCGGGUAGUAAACAAACAAAAAUGUCCAUGAUUCCACAAGCAAAUCUUAAUUAAAUUCUUCUUGCUCACUGGUAGCUGUUGUGAAAUCCUAAUUUAUUGUUGCACGAUGACGGGUCAAAAAUGACACUUUUUUUUAAAGCUUUCUGUUAGGUGCCAGAAAUGAAAGUUGUACGGGAUCUAUUUUCUUACAACUUUGUGUUAAGAUUUUCCAAAAGGCAUCAUGAGUCUGCACGGCCACUUCAGGGUCCGUUCCCGACAUCAGAGGGAAUUCUUGUAAUUCUGUAAUAUUCAAAGGAAAUGUUUCUACUCAAACCUCUGACCUUUUCUUCCCGUCUUCAUUUUGUACUAAUUAACAUGUGAACAGAAAUCUGACUGAUUUGCAGCAGUGAGACGAACAUGUUUUUGUGUUCGUCCCGUUUACCUUCAGAGUCCCGAUUGUACAUUUGAUGUUAAAUAAAUAAGCUUGUAUAUUGAUGUUGUUUAAUGCAAUUAUCUUUACCUCAAAUGUUUUUGAUAUAUUGGAAUCAGUAAUAAAAUAAGGAAUUGAUUUAA
Molecule: messenger RNA, 5213 nt
Organism: Thalassophryne amazonica
Lineage: Eukaryota; Metazoa; Chordata; Actinopteri; Batrachoidiformes; Batrachoididae
Gene: snx30
Product: sorting nexin family member 30
Exons: 9
Coding region: 163-1476 (437 amino acids)
Molecular function (GO): phosphatidylinositol binding
Source: RefSeq, a predicted model, not a curated record